Messenger RNA from Cyclopterus lumpus (lumpfish), 3132 nucleotides. RefSeq names its product solute carrier family 35 member B2 (gene slc35b2). Gene Ontology annotation, cellular component: endoplasmic reticulum membrane; Golgi membrane. Gene Ontology annotation, biological process: transmembrane transport. Bases 1 to 1680 code for a protein of 559 amino acids. The transcript is spliced from 4 exons. Gene Ontology annotation, molecular function: 3'-phosphoadenosine 5'-phosphosulfate transmembrane transporter activity. NCBI's taxonomy places the organism in Eukaryota, Metazoa, Chordata, Actinopteri, Perciformes, Cyclopteridae. The record is from RefSeq and is a predicted model, not a curated record.
AUGUAUUUAUGCAUCAUGUACAGCAUUUUGACUGGCCUCUGUGUACGACACACAGUUAAAACUGCUUUGCCUUGCAGUUACGCCUCCGCACCGACAGGGGUCAGCGCCGCCGGGUGCCGCCGCUCUCCAUCUCCUGCGUCCUCUGGUGGCGAGCAAGAAGGAGGGGGCUGUUCCUGCUCCAGUGAACCAACCGGAACCAACACAUCGGCCAUCGAGGAGGAUAAGUUGAAGACAUCAGAGCUAAAGGCGGCUGGUCCGAAAGAAGACAAUCCCUUAUUACAAAUAUAUCGCCGGGUUCGUGCUGCUUCAUGCUCCGUCACAGCGGAGACGUCUGAUUCCGUCGGCGUGUGUCGCCGGGUUUCGGCCACAGAGAGGAAGAUGACAUCUUUUUCAUGGAGGGUUUGCUCUGCAUUUGUGGUGCUUCUCAUCCCUUCCAUUGUGGCGGCCGAGGAGUCGUCACUACUGGAAGGCUGGCAUGAUGUUUGGCCCCUUCGAUUCCUUGUCAACAUUCUGGGAUACUCCACCAUCAUCAUCCCGGGCUACUUCCUCAUUAGCUACUUCAAGCGUACCAAUUACUUAGAAACAGGUAGUGGGAUUUGUUUCCCCGUCAUAAAGACCUGUGUGUUUGGCAGUGAGGCCAAAACAGGUCUGUUGGAUGACGUGCCAAUUGCACUCAGGAACGAGGGGGAUUCCGGCUCGUCAGUCAGACAGGUCGUCAAAUUAGUCUUUUGUGCUGCCGGACUGCAGGUAUCGUACUUGACAUGGGGAGUCCUGCAAGAGAGGGUGAUGACACGUUCCUACGGAGCCACGACUCCAGAAGAGGAGGGCGAGAAAUUCAAGGACUCUCAGUUCUUGGUCUUCAUGAACCGUAUCCUGGCUCUGACUGUGUCGGGCCUGUGGUGCAUCCUUUUCAAGCAGCCUCGCCACGGAGCCCCCAUGUACAAGUACUCCUUCGCCUCGCUCUCCAACAUCAUGAGCAGCUGGUGCCAGUAUGAGGCCCUCAAGUACAUAAGCUUCCCCACUCAAGUCCUAGCCAAGGCCUCCAAGGUCAUUCCCGUCAUGCUCAUGGGUAAGAUCGUGUCCCACAAGAGCUACGAAUACUGGGAGUACUUUACUGCCGUGCUGAUCUCAGUGGGGGUCAGCAUGUUCCUACUGUCCAGCACUCCCAGCAAGCACCCGUCCACCGUCACCACCUUCAGCGGGGUCGUUAUCCUCAUCGGCUACAUCGUCUUCGACAGCUUCACUUCUAACUGGCAGGACAACCUGUUCAAGUACAAAAUGUCGUCCGUGCAGAUGAUGUUCGGGGUGAAUCUGUUCUCCUGCCUCUUCACUGUCGGCUCGCUGCUCGAGCAGGGUGCGUUUUUUGACUCGCUGGCUUUCAUGAUGCGCCACUCCGAGUUUGCCUUUCACGCCGUGCUGCUGUCUGUGUGCUCGGCAUGCGGCCAGCUCUUCAUCUUCUACACCAUCAGCCAGUUUGGUGCUGCAGUCUUCACCAUCAUUAUGACCCUGCGACAGGCUAUCGCCAUCCUCCUCUCUUGUUUCCUCUACGGUCACGCCGUUACCAUAGUAGGUGGAUUUGGUGUUGGGGUAGUAUUCUUGGCACUUUUCUUACGGGUGUAUGCACGUAGCCGCAUGAAGUCCGGUCGGCGGCCAGCACAACCACUCGGACAGAAGGUUUAGCACUCUGGAGUCGCGCCAAGCUGGGAACUGAGACCACGUUUUCUGUGGUGCUUUUUGUCUAUUUGUGUGUAUCUAUCGGGUUGGUUUGUUUCUUUUUUUAUUCUUCUUUUCCAUUGUUUUUUAUUUUUCUUAGCAAUGGUACAGAACGGGAUUUUGAAGUUUUGACACUUACACCAAGAUGCCCCCAAGGGGUCCAUGUGAUAUGUCAAGUCAGCAGUCACAGGAGUUUUGAGUGCCUGUAAGAUUGUCUUAGACACGAGUCCCAGACCAUAAACUUUGCAAACUGCCUCUUCACCAAUUUCACACUUAAACAGUAGAAUAUUCUUUCCUAAACCACCGUACGUGGCUUGUGCAGCCAAAUGGAAGGCUAGGCCUUUCUUUUCAAACAUUAGUGAAUGAAAGGACUAGUGUGUGGGAUUUAGGUGGAUCUACUGGCAGAAAUGAAGCACUAUAUUCAAUAUAAUAUUUUUUAUUAGUGUAUUAUCACCUGAAACUAAGAAUCGUUGUUUUAUGUUUGCUGAGAAUGAGCCAUUUAUAUCAAUAUAGGGAGCGGGUCCGCCGGUGAAAUACCACUACUCUUACCGCCCGCCAUGUUUCUACAGGAGCCCAGAACAGACAAACCCAAACACUCCAGAGAGGGCCUUUCGUGUUUUUACAUCAGAAGUGGCAGCUUGAAUUUUACCUUUACUAGAAUCUACUAAAUCCUACACACGGGUCCUUUUUUAACUUGAUCCCAAAUAUUUGAACAAGACUUUCAUCUUCGGUAACAACAAAACUUUCUAUUUGUUGAGUGAUCUUUCAGUUACAAUAGCCAGAUGCUUAUCUCAGUCCUCCAUGUUGGAGAGCAGGGAGGGGUCUUUAUGUGGGAUCUUUAUCUUGUAAAGCUGUAAACAUGGCCUGAAAAUAUGGUGCGCACAGUAAUGUUUAAUUUAAGGUAUUAUAACAUGUUCCAGAGGCGACCAUCUGUACUCAAGGGUGGUGAACAAGAGUUUGCUUAAUAAAUAGCGCACUUGUUAUAAAUUGUAUAGUUUUACUCCAACAUCAGUGAACCAAAUGCUGCCGUGGGUACUUUUUGCACGCCGUUAUUUUAAGGAAAAAAUGACGCCGUCAACACAGAUUCUACUUAAUAUUUUAACUUUGGGCUAAAAAAAAGUCUUGUAAAUAUAUCUCUUAAUCAUUGUUUAUUUCCAACUUGUCUGUCGUGUACUUUUGUAAAAGGACUCCUUCAUGGGUUUUCACCGUCACAUGCGAAUGUCUGGAAGAACACUGAAUGGAUAAUGAUGAAGAUGAUGAUCAUUGCCGUCAUAAGGAUGUGAAGAUCAGGUUGGCCCAGGGGGGAGUUUGACGAACAGAAUGCAUACAAGGGAAGCGCAAUCUUACUGGUACCUUGUUUUUAUCAUUCUAUUUCCUCUGGUAACUGGAUUAAUAAUAAAACAUAUUAAAUUAACUUAA